Messenger RNA from Synchytrium microbalum, 267 nucleotides. RefSeq lists its product as uncharacterized. The transcript is spliced from 2 exons. The record is from RefSeq and is a predicted model, not a curated record. Lineage: Eukaryota; Fungi; Chytridiomycota; Chytridiomycetes; Synchytriales; Synchytriaceae. The coding region runs from base 1 to 267 and encodes 88 amino acids.
AUGCAAUCGAGAGCUCGGCCUUUAUUGACUGGGUUUCCUCUUCCAAGGACCUUCCUGGACUCGCUCUAUGCUUGCAAGGAAAACCCAAAGUGCAUCAUCAACGUAAACCUAGACGACAAGGUCAAGGUCCCCACCAUUCAACUCGUAUACAGGGACAAGAAACAAAUCUCGAUAGAUUCGUCAACCCUGAGUGCUGCAGAAAUCGUAAAGGAUAUUAGGACUCACUCCAGGAAAUUGCAAAUGGCUGAGGAUAUAAGUGCCUCAUAG